GCGCUCGCCUCUUCCCUCCGUCCAGAUCCACCACCUCCUCCUCCGCCAGUCCGCCUCCACGGCUCGGCCAGUGCCCGCUCCUCGAUGGCCGGCCGCUCGCGCCCGCAGCCGCAGCCGCACUCGCCGUCUGCCUCCACGCGGCGGCGCGAGCGGUGGCUGGUCGUCCUCGGCGUCGCGCUCCACGCCGUGUACAUGCUCAGCAUAUUCGACAUCUACUUCAAGUCCCCCAUCGUGCACGGCAUGGCGCCCGUGCCGCCCCGGCUCUCCGCGCCUCCCGCCAAGCGCCUCGUCCUCCUCGUCGCGGACGGGCUCAGGGCGGACAAGUUCUUCGAGCCGGACGAGCGGGGGAGGUACAGGGCGCCGUUUCUGCGCGGCGUGAUCCAGGAGAAGGGGCGAUGGGGGGUCAGCCACGCCCGCCCGCCCACCGAGUCCAGGCCCGGCCACGUCUCCAUCAUCGCAGGCUUCUACGAGGACCCCAGUGCUGUCACCAAAGGAUGGAAGGCCAAUCCAGUUGAGUUUGAUUCUGUAUUCAAUCAAAGUCGGCACACUAUCUCAUUUGGAAGUCCAGAUAUUGUUCCUAUAUUCUGCAGUAGCCUACCUCACAGCACCUGGGGCACUUAUCCCCAUGAAUAUGAAGACUUUGCAACAGAUGCAUCAUUUCUGGAUCAUUGGUCAUUUGACCAGUUUCAAGGUCUUCUCAACAGAUCUUUCGAUGAUGUUAAAUUGAGGCAUUUACUCCUACAGGAUAAGUUGGUUAUAUUUCUGCACCUACUGGGUUGUGAUACCAAUGGCCAUGCACACAGACCCUAUUCAGAUAUCUAUCUGAACAAUGUCAAGGUUGUCGAUCAAAUAGCUGAAAGUGUGUACAGUCUCAUGGAAAACUACUUCAAUGACAACCAAACAGCUUACGUGUUUACCGCAGAUCAUGGAAUGAGUGACAAAGGAAGCCAUGGAGAUGGACACCCUUCAAACACCGAUACUCCUCUUGUAGCAUGGGGGGCUGGAAUUAGAAGCCCAAAGUUCUUGGCUUAUACAGAGAAACCUGAUGAUGGCUUUCGGUUUGUUGAUGACCAUAAGCAUGAUACACCCACUCCACAAGACUGGGCCCUUGAAGGCUUUGAAAGAGUGGAUGUCAACCAGGCUGAUAUAGCUCCUCUAAUGGCCACACUUGUGGGUUUGCCAUGCCCAAUGAAUUCUGUUGGGAGCUUACCUACUCAUUAUUUGAAAUUAAACAAGGCUGAUGAAGUUGAAGCAGUUCUGGCCAAUACAAAGCAAAUUCUUAACCAGUUUCUCCGAAAAUCACAGCUGAAGCACUCCAGUUCACUCUACUUCAAGCCUUUUAUGCCACUGGCAAACUGUUCUUCAGUGCUCAAUCAGAUUGAAGAUCUUAUAUCUGGAAGGGAUUAUGAAGCUGCCAUGAAGCAUUCUGAAGAGCUCCGAAGGAUGGCUCUUGCUGGUCUUCAUUAUUUCCAAACAUAUGAUUGGUUCAUGUUAAUGACAACAAUUACCCUUGGAUAUAUUGGAUGGAUGAUGAACCUCAUUCUACACGUGCUGCAGUCUUAUACAUCAUUUCCUGCAAAUCUUCUAAAGAGUACUCAAUUGUAUCCUAAGAAUACCUCGACGAAAGUUUACAUAGGUGGAUGUUUCUUUAUGGGUUUGUCAUCCAUUAUACUACUUCUAGAGAAAUCUCCACUUCUUUACCAUGCUUAUGUAUUUAUGACAAUAUUCCUUUGGACAAGAAUUGUACAAAAUUUUGAAUUUCUGAAGGCAGUAUGGAGAGAAUUAUCUAAUAUGCCCUUCAAGUAUAUUUUGAAUCUCCUGAGCAGUUCGAUUGUUGCAUUGGUUGUAUUGGAGUUUCUGGUUAUGAGCUUCUUUGAUAGGAAAAUUUAUACGUGGUGCUUCUUGGUGCUUGGGAUACUUGGUUCAGCUUAUGCAGCCUUAUUUAUUCAAGCUAGCCCUGCACUUGCGAUAUACAUAUGGCUUGUUUGCUGGUUCCUGUCUGUAUUCACAUUGAUGCCAGCUGAAAUUCCAGAAAACAACAACUUGGUAAUUUUUAGUGGGGCACUCAUAAUACUGAUUGCAAUGGCUUCGAGAUGGACUAACUCAAAUAGUACCAGCUUUUGGCUCUAUCUCACUCGAGCAAAUAAACGGGAGCCUCAAUCCUCUAAGCUAUUUUUUGUACAGGUUAUUUUGGUUGCAAUAUCUUCAUUAAUGGUGUGGUUAUCUACCUCACAUCGGUCUCAGAACAGAGAAUUGCACUCAUUGCACCAGUUGAUCAACUGGUCUGUAGCUGGUGUUGCUAUGGUGCUACCUCUUUUCUCACCACAUAGUGUUCUAUCUCGUCUUACAUCUAUCUACUUGGGUUUUGCUCCUCCGUUUCUGCUGCUUUCUAUUGGCUAUGAAGCAGUUUUCUAUAGUGGUUUUGCAAUGGUACUCAUUGGAUGGAUAUUUGUGGAAUCUGCCAACUUGUAUUGCUCAGAGGAAAGCAAUUCUACACGUCGUAGAAGCCUUGUGGAUGGGUCAUUUUUUGGUUAUGAAGAAAGACACUUGCAACUAUCUGAUCUAAGAAUACCUCUGUUAUUUGUGAUCUUAUUUAAUGUCGCCUUCUUUGGAACCGGUAAUUUUGCAAGUAUUGCAAGCUUUGAGAUCUCAUCUGUGUACAGAUUCAUUACAGUAUUUAGUCCAUUUCUUAUGGCAGGACUUCUGAUUUUUAAAUUGUUUAUUCCGUUUAUGCUUGUCAUAUGUACAUUUAGUGCAAUAACCAAGAUUGUCCGAAUCCCACGACUGGGCUGCUAUUUUCUUGUAAUACUGCUUUCAGACGUAAUGACUAUUCAUUUCUUUUUCCUGGUACGAAAUACCGGUAGUUGGAUGGAGAUUGGCAACAGCAUUAGCCAUUUUGGAAUCGUGAGCGCCCAAGUAGUCUUUGUUUUGCUGCUUUUUGCCCUGACAAAUAUAUACACUAGAGAUAUUGAGGUCUCAUCUCGGCAACUAACCUCACGGAAAGUUAUGUAAAUUGUUCAGAUCUUUUAGAGAUCCACUAAAAUGCAUUCAUCUUUUUUUUUAUUAACUUCUGGGCGCAGCUUUCAUUUUUAGCCCAAGUUUUGUAACUUAGCUUGUGUAGUUUGUAGAUGGACCGUGUAUCAAAAUUUUGUGCUAAUUUCUUUUGCAUACGUAAAACUUUAAUACAUUUCCAUUAUAUCCA
This is a messenger RNA of Phragmites australis (common reed), 3202 nucleotides long. RefSeq lists its product as uncharacterized. Bases 85 to 3012 code for a protein of 975 amino acids. The transcript has 18 exons. The record is from RefSeq and is a predicted model, not a curated record. Gene Ontology annotation, biological process: GPI anchor biosynthetic process. Gene Ontology annotation, cellular component: endoplasmic reticulum membrane. NCBI's taxonomy places the organism in Eukaryota, Viridiplantae, Streptophyta, Magnoliopsida, Poales, Poaceae. Gene Ontology annotation, molecular function: mannose-ethanolamine phosphotransferase activity.